AUGACAUCGAAAACACUAGAUUCAUACAGCAUGCUUUCAUGCCCAGCUACAGAUGCUUUGAGGACUGUUCAAGCAACCAAGGUCGGAAGAAAGGGCAGAGCAUCAGGCUUUGAUGUCAUGCUUUCUUCUUCUCUCCUUGACCUCACUUUUGUCGACGCUUCCGUUGACAGUUUCCCUUCUAUUGAAUGGGACUCUGAUGACGAUUUUGAUUCCAAUUCAAGUCUUCGAAGCUUGGAUACUCUAAUCAGCGAUGAUUCCUCCCUGAGUUCGCUAGGAAAGCGAUCCAGAAGUGAUUCUCGCUCUUCAAGAAGACUCGUUCGUUCUCGAAAAAUCAAGUCUGGAUUGGCUUCUCUUGCCCUUCCUUUGCCCAUAUCAACGACUUCCUGA
Molecule: messenger RNA, 387 nt
Organism: Cylindrotheca closterium
Lineage: Eukaryota; Bacillariophyta; Bacillariophyceae; Bacillariales; Bacillariaceae
Source: the annotation of a GenBank genome assembly